Molecule: messenger RNA, 612 nt
Organism: Orbilia oligospora ATCC 24927
Lineage: Eukaryota; Fungi; Ascomycota; Orbiliomycetes; Orbiliales; Orbiliaceae
Exons: 3
Coding region: 1-612 (203 amino acids)
Biological process (GO): electron transport chain
Source: RefSeq, a predicted model, not a curated record
AUGUCUGCCCUCCUCCGUCCUACAGUACUGGCCUCCCGUCGGCUGGCUCUCCCAGCGGCAUCCCGUACACUCGCUUCCAGGGCUACCAAAUCCAAGAAGACUCCCGCCCAUCCUCCCUCUGCUCCACCGACACCCGCUAAGGGCGGCCCACCGGCUGUAGCAGCAGAGCCUCCAACCGACGCUACCACCUCCGCCUACUCCCCCUCCCAUACCGUCAUUCCCGAAGAACACAUCCCAGCAGACGUCAUCCCAGCCGGCGCCGUCUCCGGUGCCCCAUUAGACCUCCAAUCCCGUACAGUACGCAUCUACAAGCCCACAAAAAAUGCCAUGCAAAGCUCCAAUCACAGAGGAGGACUCUGGAGGAUGGACUGGGACGUUAUGGCCAAGGGACACAGAUGGGAGAAUCCAUUGAUGGGAUGGCAGAGUUCGGCAGAUUAUUUGCAGGGUACCAAUUUGAAAUUCAGGACGAAGGAGGACGCUAUCUAUUUUGCAGAGAAGCAGGGAUAUGACUACUCUGUCCAGGAGCCAAAAGAGAGGGUUAUUGUGUCCAAGGCCUACGCCUCGAACUUCGCAUGGAGCGACAAGAAAUUAAAGAAAAUUCACACCAAAUAA